AGGGGGCGGCGGCGGUGGCUGUGGCUGCUUGAAGGGUCGUGGCUGCAGCCGGCCUGGCUGGCUCGGCAAGAAACAGAUGCGGGUGAAAGAUCCAUCCAGAGCUAUUUCCGAAAAAACCAAAAGAAACAGAAGGCCUAAUACUCCUCCAGAUGAAGACUCUUCAGAUGACAUUGCUGCAGGUUUAACUUGUCAGCAUGUAAGUCAAGCUGUCAGUGUCCACCAUGUGAAGAGAGCAGUAACUCAGAAUUUGUGGUCCGUUUGUUCAGAAUGUUUAAAGGAAAGAAGGCUCUGUGAUGGAGAGUCAGUAAAACCUGAUAUUUGGUUGUGCCUCAAGUGUGGUUUUCAGGGAUGUAGUCAAAACUCAGAAGACCAGCAUUCUUUGAAACACUUUCAGACUUCCCGCACAGAACCCCAUUGUAUUAUUAUCAAUCUUAACACAUGGAUUAUAUGGUGUUAUGAGUGUGAUGAAGAAUUAUCAACACAUCGUAAUAAAAAAGCUUUGGCUCAAAUAGUUGAUUUUCUCCAGAAGCAUGUUUCAAAAACAGAAGCAAGUUCAUUUUCCAAAGUAAUAAGGCUUUGUGAAGAAAAAUGUGAAGCAGGUGAAAUAUGGAAAGGAAAAUGCCAAAUCAAUAGUUUACCAGCUUCUGUGAAAGGAAUUAAUAACUUAGGGAACACUUGCUUUUUUAAUGCUGUCAUGCAGAAUUUGGCACAGACGCACAUGCUCAAUGAAUUGAUGUAUGAAGUCAAGGAGAAGGGGACAAAGUUAAAAAUUUUUCAUACUUCAGACCCUCAGUUGGAUCCACUAGUGGUGAACCUGUCAAGUCCUGGAACUCUGACUUCAGCUAUGUUCCUCUUCCUUCACAGCAUGAAGGAGCCUGGAAAAGGACCACUUUCUCCUAAAGUCCUCUUUAACCAGCUUUGUCAGAAGGCCCCACGAUUUAAAGGUUUCCAACAGCAGGAUAGUCAAGAACUUCUGCAUUAUUUACUGGAUGCAAUGAGGAUAGAAGAAACAAAGAGAAUACAAAGUGGCAUUCUAAAAGCAUUUAAUAAUCCAACUGCUAAAACUGCAGAUGAAGAAACUAGAAAAAAAGUCAAAGCAUAUGGAAGAGAAGGAGUGAAGAUGAACUUCAUAGAUAGGAUCUUUGUUGGUGAAUUGACUAGCACAGUCAUGUGUGAGGAAUGUGAAAAUAUCUCAGCCAUGAAAGAACCUUUCAUUGAUCUUUCUCUUCCCAUAAUAGAAGAAAGGGUAUCAAAACCUGUUCCAGUGGGAAGAAUGAAUAAAUGUAAGAAUUUACAAGAAGCCGACCUAGAUCAGUACAACUGCACUACUGCUACUACAAUGAAUAAUCAUCUGAAAAGUACAAAGAAACACUCCUUAAUGAAAGAUAGGAAUCAACUAAAUUAUGAAAGAAGACUUGUAAGAAAAUCAUCAUCUGGGGAAGAAGAGAAAAUUCCUGUUAUCAUGCAUCAGAAAAAUGGAAACCUUGAAAUAAAUGGGGAUUCUUCAAUUUUGUCCAUAGGAGACACAAGUAGGGUGUCUGAGACUACAGCAAAUGCAAGUCAGACUGAUGGAAGUGAGAAAGAAGUCAGCCAUUCUGAAAGUAGUGUUGAUGCUGACAGUGAGGCUUCAGAAUGUGAAAAUGCUUCAAAGCAAACCAUUUCUGUUAGACCCAAUAGCUUAUCCUUUUUGCAUGAAGGUGUUCCUACCUAUCCAUCAAUAGUCCCUGAACUUCCAUUUGCCAUUGCCAGUGAGAGUGGUAAGGAAGUAAUCACUGAAGCUACUGCCAAACUUAGCUUAAAUGACACUGUAACCAGAGGUACAGAGCUUAACAAUGAAUACCAGCCAUUAAAUUUUUCAAGUAAUUCCUUAUGUUCAGUGGAAAAGUAUACACUAUCCCAUAGCCCCCAGAAUGCUUUCCAAACCCUUUCUCAGAGCUAUACAACUACUUCCAAAGAAUGUUCAAUUCAGUCCUGUCUGUACCAGUUUACGUCUGUGGAGUUACUAAUGGGAAAUAACAAGCUUUUAUGUGAGAACUGUACCGAAAAGAAACAGAUGUACCAAAAGAAAAUCAAUUCUACAGAAAAGAAGUCAGAAGGUAUGUAUACCAAUGCAAGGAAGCAGUUGCUCAUUUCUGCUGUUCCAGCCAUUCUUAUUCUCCAUCUUAAAAGAUUCCAUCAGGCUGGUUUGAGUCUACGAAAAGUAAACAGACAUGUGGAUUUCCCACUUGUGCUAGAUUUAGCACCCUUUUGUUCUGUUACAUGCAAGAAUGUAACCAGAGGAGAGAAAGUUCUCUAUGGGCUUUAUGGAAUAGUGGAACAUAGUGGCUCAAUGAGGGGAGGCCAUUAUACAGCUUACGUGAAGGUCAGAACAACUUCCAAGAAAUCAUUGGACCAUGUUGUUGGAAAUAAAAAUGUCCAUGGUUUAAAAGAAACGGUGGGAGCACCACCAGGACAAUGGGUGCAUGUUAGUGAUACUCAUGUGCAAAUGGUUCCAGAAUCCAGAGCACUUAGUGCACAGGCUUACCUUCUUUUUUAUGAAAAGAUACUAUAGUGAUCAUUGUUAAUAAUUGUUUAAAAAGUUAAUGAUUAUUUAGGUCACCUCUAUUUAAAUGCUGCAGGGGUAAACUGAAUAUGUAGUGUGCCUUUAUUAUGUUUUUCUUUCUAAUAUUUAAUCUCCACUAGAUAUUCCUGAACUUCAAAAUUUUUUUUCAUUUAUUCCUUUUUAAAAUGAAUUGUAAUUCCCCAAACUUUUAAAUUUCUAUCUCCUUAAGUCAAAUGCCUAAUAUGUGCUCUUUAGAAGUUUUGUCAAAAAAUAUAUCAAUUAUACUUGGAACCUAUAGCCCUUGAGCCCUGAGUGAUACAAUUCAAUAAUAUUGUAAUUUGCCUCAUUAUUAUAUAGUUUUAGCAAGUUACUAUCCCCUAAAAUAUAACUACUAGCAA
This is a messenger RNA of Gracilinanus agilis (Agile Gracile Mouse Opossum), 2940 nucleotides long. RefSeq names its product ubiquitin specific peptidase 45 (gene USP45). Gene Ontology annotation, biological process: protein deubiquitination. Gene Ontology annotation, molecular function: cysteine-type deubiquitinase activity; zinc ion binding. The transcript has 18 exons. NCBI's taxonomy places the organism in Eukaryota, Metazoa, Chordata, Mammalia, Didelphimorphia, Didelphidae. The record is from RefSeq and is a predicted model, not a curated record. Bases 77 to 2551 code for a protein of 824 amino acids.